This is a messenger RNA of Candidula unifasciata, 308 nucleotides long. Lineage: Eukaryota; Metazoa; Mollusca; Gastropoda; Stylommatophora; Geomitridae. The record is from the annotation of a GenBank genome assembly.
GAUUUUCUCGUGGUUAUUGGCUAAAACCAAAUCUCUGCCGCUUUUACAAUAUUUUUUAUCAUCAUCUAAUUCUCAAUGAUUUACUUCCAGAACGAGACAAAUGCUCAAACUCUUUCAUAAUCUUUUCAGAAUUGCGGACCAGGCGUAGUGCUCCUGAAAACAAGACAUCACAGAAGGGCGCAUCAGGCUCGAAAAACAAGGCAAGCAAAGGGAAUCCAACCCAGCAUGUUGUGGAAAUUGCUUUCAUAAACAUCAAGGAUCCAGACAUUGCUAUCAGCACUACAGUAACGGUUCUCAGAAUUUUGAGU